Messenger RNA from Amoebophrya sp. A25, 5931 nucleotides. The record is from the annotation of a GenBank genome assembly. Lineage: Eukaryota; Dinophyceae; Syndiniales; Amoebophryaceae.
CGAAAGGCUGGUCGGUGACUACUGUUUCGACAGAUAAUGAAGAUAGUUUGACAGAUCUUUACAAACUGAUCGUUGAAUUGAAGAACCAGCAGCGCGGCGUCCACCAGAACAUGUAAUGUCAGAUUGUAUACUACAAAGAAACUCGGUGAGUACUGUAGCUCUGCUUUAAUGAUUUGAAAAACGACGACUAAAUUCUCGAAGCUUCGUGUACUUUUAUCUCUGUUGUCAUCUCUGUUGUCCACGACAUAAUCAAAACACAAAAAAUGAUGAACGGCGCAUCUUCCUCAUCGUCUUCGUCCAAGGUGCCCCAACAAAAGGGGGAUCCUCGAUUUCCCUCGUUGGGGCUGUUUCCCGCUUGCACUCCCGAAGAAGGCGUUGGCAAUUAUGCUAUCACAGUAAUGGUGCGUUGGCUUUUCAGUUGAAAGCGUUGUAAUGUGGUGUAAUGCAAUGUAAUAUAAUGUAGUACAGUUGUGUAAGGAACGUUUCCACCCGGCUUCACACAAAGGUAGAAAACCAGGAAGAUGCAUUUGCGUAGCAAUGAAAGAAAUGUUUCCACCGUCCACACAAAGAGUGAACCACGUUUUCUAGAAGAACAAGACACCGUAGUUGUUAGCUCCACUGCUUUUCUAUGUCUAGCGCAAGCAUUUGAGGGCGGAUUUUCCGGCUUUUAAUGUGAACAAGUACCCGUCAGAAGCAGCAGUGAACGCGGCGACUUUCCGAGACCUCCUAGCCUAUUGUUAUUCGCGAAAUUGUAAAAUCUAUAAGGAACUUGAGGAAUGCCACGGUCACUGGGUGAUGGUCAACCAAGUCUUAGUGUCGAAGUUCAAGAAAGACAGGUACCUCAUCCUACUAGCCAAAUUAAUUCACUCAGAACUACUAUAAGUACUGCGCCGUUGAUGAGACCACAACAACAAGAAGUGUCAUACUAGGUUGUACUACAACACCACUUGGAAGGACGUACUGGUGAAGAUUGAUUAUGCGAUACACUGGAGUACACUGAAGCAUAAAGUACAAUUCUAUUCUUGGAAAUACAGUGAUUUUGCGCUGCAACAUUAAAGUCACCGAAAAAAUUAUAGAUAAGUUGUAGGUAGUACAGUGGACUCACGCCACAAGACGUUGAAUUUGUAAUGGAGAUGAUUCGAGAUCGAGAAAAGCAUCAGAUGAAUGACGGAAAUCACACAUACACUCCCACACACGACAGAAAGAGUAUCCACAUAAACGAUGCGAUCGGGGGCAUUCCUUUGCUGCAUUUGAUAUGCAAAGUAGGGAGCUGUCGUUACCACGGUCACAGUGGUCCGGACAGCAGACCCCAGGAACAGAUCUCCUCUAGGAAUAAGCUGCUAGAAGCGGUCCUCCUCGACAACUACCUCGAUGUCAACGCCCUCGACCGCCACGGGCAGUCAGCACUAAACUACUGCUUUUCUUAUGGAACACAUGUGCAAGCGAUCGAUCUAAUAGACUUACUCUUGAAUAUGAAGAAAUGAUGAUCUCUCCACUCCACUCAAAUAUCGAUGGCCUCAGAUAUAGAUGCGAAGUGCUAGGUUGAAGGUUCAAGAAGAGGUACCAUCUAAGGUUUCUAUACGUACGAGCGUGGAGACGCAGCGGACGCAGAUGGAACAACGACAGAGGGCUACCUUUUGGUUCUUAAUUGGGUCAAUUGUCGGAUGUUGUUGAAUCACCCUAAUUUCUGCUGUCUCGACUUUCCGACACCCGGUGGCUGCUUCUUUAACAUGCAGGUACUAGCUACGAGUAACAGGAGAGGGUACUUCAGUAAGUAAUUUUCAUGGGGAAUUGAAGGAAUUGGAUUAGAGUUCGCGUUUGUGAGAUCAGAGAUUAGACAACCAGGGUGGAUGUCCCAAGUCUUAGUACCAGAAAGAUUGGUGAACUAGGCUUCUUCCUGCUCUCAACGACUUUCAGUACAACUAGACUUCAAAUUUUUUCGAACAAUCUUGAAGAAUAUCCUUAUUUUUACAACAUCCCAAUUUCUACAGAAUAGAUAUUCCAAUCAUCAUAUUUCAGCUGGACGAGAUGAUGAAGCGUGCCUAUCAGCUCUACACCUCUCCAAUGGUGAAGAAACUCUAUGCGCCAGCGAAGAUAUCCGGGAUGUCGAAGACGUUGAAUUUUUGUGGCACCGAGAUAGAUCGGGCCCGUAGAACCCGCGUAUUUAGUGCUGCAGCGGUCACGGAUAUUAUGCUAUCAGGAGCUUUUUGUAUUUGUACAUCUGUCUCACUUAUUUUGUACUCAUUUAAGUAAAAACAAGAAAGCAUAUGAUACAAGAAUGUUCUUCCAUUUUACUUCUUACUACUAUACAACUGCACUUACUAAUCUCACAGUUCGUUUUCAGAAGAAGAGUUUCUUGAAUAUGAAUUCUCAGGCCUACGAGAUUGUACAUCUGUCUCACUCUCAAUAUCCUGUACCCACUUAAUGAGUAACAACAACCGGUUAGCUUUCCCCUCGAAGCAAGUAAGCCUUAGCCUUCCCUUCAUGAUCUUUCUCAGUAUCUUCUUGGUAGUUGGGCUUUUCCCAGGGACUCAUCUUUUCGGUACCCUUUUGCUUCCAUGAAGGAAUAGAAGGGAAAACAAGAGGAAGAAUAGAAGAGCUCAAGAUCUUGAGCUAGAGUAGAAGUCUAGUUCUACUAGACUUGCUAGGCCAAUCUUCAGCUACUAGAACUAGACACCGAUAGAUCGAAAUGGAUUCGAGAACACUCUAAGGAAAGUAACAACUACGCUUGCACUCUGCUAACGCGCGUAGUAACCAAGCACUUUGGUGGAGGCGUGAACUUGCUGCUUCGCGAGCCCGCUGAGGAAAGACUAGUAUCGCAGAUAUGGAAACACCCGGCUUUCAAACGGUACGAAGUAAACUUUUUAGUUGACACGGCUUUCAAACGGUACGAAGCAAACCUUUUAAGUAGUUUCAUCCCAAAUAGGGAUAGGAAAGUACUAUGCGGUGUUACACACUCGUGGUACUUCUGUUGAAACUGGAAACUUAUAAUUUUUUUUGAUGGCUUUUUUUAAAAGGUACACUUCUAGAGUAUUUCGAAUUUUAUUUUUUGUUUGGAUUUUGGUGACUUUUUGAGAGUGAACAGAGAUGCAGGAGUAAUAGUUCUGCUAGAGCGCGCAACUGCUCCUUAGACUAAACACUUUCUCCAUCAUUUCCUAUGCGGGCAACUACCAGGUCAAAGUUCGUGGACGAAGUGUUUGCUCCGUCAGAGGAGCUGCGGUGGCGAGAUGUCGAACUCAAAGAUCGCGAAAAGUAUCGAAGCUAUGUGAAUUGCACACCAAAGGCAUGGGAUUUCCUGGUAGAUGCUAUCGCCUGGCACAAGUCUCGUGAGGCUGCUGGAGAGUUUGAGAAUGAUCUUAAGGACACUGGGUUUUGUGCGUUUCUCUCUGUUACGACCGUUAGUUUUGCCUCUCUACUUAAUGGAAAAGAGCCGAGUUAACCAACGGGGUGAACUGAAAACACCAAAACCCUACGUCUAACGACCAAGAUGACGGAGCGCAAACCUUUGAUCCAAUGACUGCACCGCAGCAGUUGAUUAGUUUCGGACCGCCGGCGACCAGCUCCACAAUCAACAUUAAGAGAGUCGUGUUGAACUGGUUUUUAUUCGUGAUUGAACGAGGAACAAAAAAGACCGCCUUUUUGUCCUCAAGAUUGACGUCGACGUUAUAGUUGAAUUAUCACUCCUCGUUCAUCUAGGUUCACAAUUACGGAAUUCUAGGUCGACAAUACAUAGAAUUGCUUUUUCGUACUAGUACUUCUAGACGAAAUGCAAAGUAAAUGUCUCGUUCCUGCUGUAGUGCCGUCUUCUAAGUAAGAUCGAGAGAGAAGUAUGACCACCCCAGGAGGCGCUGCAAAUACAAUUAUGAAGCAAGCUGCAGGAUCUUCAACUGUAGCGGCUCAGCCAGCACCACCCAAGCUGCAGAUCAAUUUCGCCGGUGCGACGUCUUCGACUGCGGUACAACAGAAACGUGCGUCGCGAAAAGUAGAAGUGUCACCAGUCCACGUCAAGAUGCUCAAGCGUGCAACGGAGCAGUCACCUUCCCCCAAUAUCAUUAAGGCACCUAAACAGCCGGUUAGUUAUCCCUUAUAUAUCUCCGGUUAAGUAGCGCCUAGUCGUACUUUUUUAACCGGUUAGUAAGUUUUCCCUCGUACUAUAAUAUCUUAGGUUAGUCCGUUUCUCCAAUACUUAGACCAAAAGGACAGGCAGAUAAACACGCUUGAAGAAGUCAUUAAUUAUCAAUCAUAAACCAUUACCGCUACCAGGACAUGUCCCUCGGGAAAAGUGCAGUAGAUGUCUCUACCUGUAGUAAGAAAUUUUUGGGAGUAGAGAGCUGCACAGUACGGUGAGGUCUUCAGCUUAGAAGUACUACAAGAACCAAGUACAACUAGUAUGGCGUACGAGAAUAAGAGAAAACAAGCAGAAAAACCAAGCGUAUUUUGCAAAGCUUCAAGGUUAGCGUGUGAAUUCUCUCUAAGGUGAGCGAGCUGUUAGUGGAUGAGAGGGCAGCCGCGUCAAAAGCAACAAAAUCCUCUACAACGAUGAAGUCAGUGGUUAGAGGCGGUUCAAAACCUAGCAGCAGUUCAGGCGGAGCCUCAAAGGCCGUGACGGCGACGAAAACCGCGGCAGGUCAAAAACCGCCAGUCGCGUCGAUUCCCAAGACCUCUGUGCCAUGGAAGCCAUCACGACUCGUGAAGUCGAUGAAGCUUGAGGCAGCUCCAACCAUGAAAGAGGCAGCUCCGGCGAAGUCGACGAAGGCGAAGUUGGCGGCGACUUCGUCAAAACAAGGCAGUACUACGACAACAACAACGAAGCACGUCGCAGCAUCACCGAGGGCAUCGAAGAUGAAGGCAUCACCAUCACCAGGAGGAGCAAUGAAGGCAAGCGGAUCACGCAAGGGAGCGACGAAAGCAACCGCAUCACCCAAGGGAGCGAAGAAGAAGGAGGCAACUUCACCCAAGGGAGCCAUGAAGAAGGUCGCAACUUCACCCAAGGGAGCCGGGAGGAAGGUGGCAGCUUCGCCGAAGGGAGCGAAGAAGAAGGUGGCAGCCUCACCGAAGGGAGCGAUGAAGAAGUUCUCCGCGUUCUCGUCUAGCACUACCAAGAAAGGUCGUCCGUUGCUCAAAUCAAAAAUACCCGCAAUGAAGCAGGUGAAAAAGGGGGCUGGAGCCAAAAAAGGCGCACGCAAGGGCAAGUAAUGGAAGAUAAACACGUUUCUCUCGUGUAGUUAGCGGGACGGUUGAUAUUUUGUUCGUAAGUUAAUAGCAACUUUUGACCAGACAUCUAAGGAUGCGUUUCACUUUUGCUCUCUACCAGGAGGCGAGUGAGGAAAGUCUUCUCAGCUACUGCACUUGUAGAAACGUCGAUAUAACAACUCUCAUGAACAACCACACAUAUUUAUAGGCCUUUGAUAAUUCUUUUGCUCCUGGAUUUAUAUUGCCAUUAUGCUUUAGCACAAAUUUUGGUCAGGUUGCUCCAUGUGCCUGUUUGAAGCAAAGCGAAAUAGCUAGCUACUACAUUAUGAUGGAAUUUGAUUUGACCACAUGCAGUCUUCAUAUGUACGACAAGACAACGCAGAGGAGAUGAACGAAAGUAGUUCACCUUUGACGACGCAAACACUAGAACUAGAGGACGAUGACGGUCCUUUUCUUUGUUAAACUCCUAAGAAUCACUGAGACGUCCCUGUGAUAUAGUCGUCCAGGGCGGGGACGUGCAGCUAUAGAAACACAUCAGAUCAACUCUAGUAAAUGAACAUAAAAUGCAGAACAGAAAACUGAAACGUCUCGAUCAAAUGGACUUUAAAAAUAGAGCAACAUAUUUCUAACGACCCUCAGAGUCAGUACGACCCACUCUUUCUCAACCUGGUAAACAGUCUGUUCUCUUAGCAUUGCGCCACGCGUGUGAGAGCAGCUGCCCUGGCAGCGAUAUAGGAG